GCGGCAGCUAGCCUUCAAAUAUAAAUAUCUUGAGCACCUCUCCCCAAUACCGGCCUGAUUCUCUCCGACGUCGCCCUCAACACCCACCACGAUGCUGGUGCCGGCCCUGAGACGAGCGGCAACGCGAGCAACCAACAUAGCGCGUCCCCGACAGCUCCGUCCGCACGCCCUACCAGGUCCGGUUCCACUCGCGACUAGACAUGUCCCUAGACUUGCACUACCCAUACCUCAGCUCCGGAGAGCGUUCUCUACGAGUCUUGCGAAGGCUGAGCAAGCCAGUGGUGCAGGCGGCUCGGCAGGGUCGCCGCCCCCGCCAAAGCGCAAACUGCCCAGGUUUAGGACCGUCCUGAAGUAUUCCGCGUACAUUGUUGGGUCUACGGUUUUUGGAGUGUUUGUUCUGACUGGCGUCAUCUUCUUACACGAUGCAUUCACGUAUAAUGAAAAGCACAUCGAGGGUGUCCCUGUGGAACCUCUGGCUCUGCAUCCCGAACGUGGUGGCCCCAAGAACCUUCCAAUUGUCAAAGUAUAUCUCUCAGACGUAGAAGAUGAAGAGGCAUCUGAACUCAGGACCAAGCCGCAUCUGGUUAUUGUCGGUGGAGGAUGGGGUGCCAUGGGCGUGCUCAACACCCUGAAUCCUGGUGACUAUCACGUUACGGUCGUUUCACCGGAAACCUACACGACAUUUACGCCCUUGCUGCCAUCUGCUGCCGUCGGCACCGUCCAGGUCCGUUCGCUGGUCGAGCCGCUACGCAAGAUUGUUGCUCGACUGCGCGGACACGUCUUGAACGCCAAGGCCGUUGAUCUCGUCAUGUCUGAACGUCUUCUGGAAGUGGAAAUUGUUUCUCCAGCUGAUUCGAAGCAUCACCUCUACGUCCCUUACGACAAACUAGUCAUUGCAGCUGGCUCGACAUCAACGACGCAUGGUAUACAAGGAUUGGAAAACUGUUUCCAAUUGAAGACUAUUGGUGACGCACAGAGAAUCAGACAACGUAUCAUUGACAACUUCGAAGUCGCUGCCUUGCCAACAACGUCCGAGGAAGAGCGCAAGCGUCUCCUGAGCUUCGUUGUCUGUGGCGGUGGACCGACUGGCAUCGAGACCGCGGCCGAAAUCUAUGACCUGUGUCAAGAAGACAUCAUCAACUAUUACCCGAAGAUCUGCCGGGAAUAUGUAUCCAUUCAUGUCAUCCAGAGUCGUUCGCACAUCUUGAACACGUAUUCGGAAGCUAUCUCUCGGUACGCGGAGGAUAAGUUCAAUCGCGACGGCGUGAAUUUAGUCACCAACGCACGAGUGGGCUCUGUACACCCGGAUAAAGUCGUCUAUACGAUCAAGGGCAAGGAUGGCAAGACCGAAGAGCACGAGAUUCCGGCGAACUUUGUGCUCUGGAGUACCGGCAUUGCGAUGAGUCCAUUCGUGGCAAGGAUCUCAAGCUUGCUUCCUAAUCAGGUCCACAAGAAGGCUAUUGAGGUCGACGCGCAUUUGCGAGUUAAGGGUGCGCCAUUGGGCGAGGUAUAUGCGAUCGGCGACGCGAGCACCAUUGAGACUUCGAUUGUUGCGCAUCUUCUGGAACUCGUGGACGCAUCAGACAAGAACAAGGACGGAAAAAUAGACUUUGAGGAAUGGCAGAUCAUGGUCGAUCAGAUCAAGAAGCGCAUCCCUAUGUCCGAGGAGCACCUUUCCACAGUCCGCGAACUCUUCGACCUGUAUGAUUCAGAUGCGGAUAGCUCGCUCAACCUGAAUGAGCUCGCGGUGCUGCUGCAGGAGAUUGGGAACAAGAUCACGGCGCUGCCGGCGACGGCGCAGGUCGCGUCGCAGCAGGGCAAGUACCUCGGUCGCAAGCUGAGCCGGGUCGCGCGCCAGCGGCCCGUGCUCGCCGCGAACGACCUCACGACGAACGAGGGCGACGAGUUCGUGUCGGGUCCGUUCCGCUACCGCCACCUCGGCUCGCUCGCGUACAUCGGCAACGCGGCCGUGUUCGAUCUCGGCAAGUACAGCUUCAUGGGAGGCCUCGUGGCGAUGUAUGCGUGGCGGAGUGUGUACUGGAGCGAACAGGUCAGCUAUCGCACGCGCGCUCUGCUCAUGAUCGACUGGAUUGUGCGUGGAAUCUGGGGACGAGAUCUGUCGAGGCUGUAAAAAUUCUCGGUUGCGACUGGGAUCCGGCUGCUUGCAUUGUAAUUCAGUCUUGAUACGAGCCGUAGAUUAUAUAUAGGCUGUAUACCCGCUACCAUCCGGCCUAGAUACACCUCUGAUGCCAUGUCUACAUAAGCUCUACCUGAGUUUUCGCAGAGACCACAGCACAAGCAUUCGAUCAUUCCGGGCUGAACCCCGUCUCGAGUCGCUGCCUGCCCUCCUCAAAUACUCGCUCAAGCAGCUGGUUGAACCGGUCACGCCGCUGCAUAUGAACACCAUGACCGGUCUUCUCCCACUGCACAAGCUCCGCCUCGGGCAUGUGCUGCUUCAGUCGCAAACUGCAGCUCGGUCGCACAAGGUUGUCAUCGUCGCCGGUGAGGAUGAGCACCUUGGGGACGUGCCGGGCGAGCUCGCGCAGCCGUGCAGGGGAGGUGUGGUGCGUGAGACCUGCAAAUAUUUGCGAGAAUGUGCCCAUGGGUGACUGUGGCCGCGUCACGCGUAUGCGCUCGCGAUAGUCCUGCAAGACCCAUUCGAAGUUCUUCCGCCCGGAGCCGGCGUCGUCCGGCGCGUCGAGCCAUACGCGGGGAAAGAGCAUGCCGAGUAUGAUCGGGAUCUUCUUCUCGGGGUCGCUGGUGAAGGUUACGCGUGUGAGGCCAACAAAGCCUUUCCAAGGCGGGAAGUUGUUCCAUGGGUAGCCCCCGGGGGUGGUAACAGCCAGUGUGAGCGAGAUGAUGCGUUCCGGAAUCCGCAGGGCAAGAUGCUGGGAUAUCAUUCCGCCCAAUGACAUACCGACGACAUGGAGGCUGCGCUCCUCCGUCCACCCGACAUAGUUCAAUAGCGCGAGCGCGUCCUCGGCCAUGCCCACCGUCCUGCGCCAUGGUCAUCCCAUGCGACCGACUCAAGAAGACAGAUGGCUGCUCACGUGUAUGGCCCGCGUGGCGUCCCACUGUGCCCGACGCCACGGUUAUCGAAGACGAUGACCGAAUAUCUAGGGUCGCGUCCGAAGAGCUCGACCUGCCAUCUCCACGCGAACGACGAGCUGUUCAGCCUGCAGGGUCCGGCACGUUCGGGAGGCACGGUAGGCCCGUCAGCAUCGGCGCGCAGGAGCGUUCAGACGUACGCGGUGCGCGGAGCCUCACCCCAUGAUAAAUAGGACCUUCUCAGGCCCGUUGCCGUGUUGCUCCCAGUAGAGCGAGUGGCUCUCGAGCGGGUCGUCCUUGUUUCGCAGGCUCGAGACUGGGAAGAGGCCCUUACGCGUACAGGUUUCCGGAGCGAACACCGUCGGGAGGUCGACAACUCUGUCGUUGUCUAUGGUCGCGCUCAUGGUGGGAAAAACUGAGUGAAGGUGGUACGUCUGUUGAGGGCCUGGAAUCAAGGUUAGAAUAGGAC
This is a messenger RNA of Phanerochaete carnosa HHB-10118-sp, 3517 nucleotides long. RefSeq lists its product as uncharacterized. Gene Ontology annotation, molecular function: NADH dehydrogenase activity; calcium ion binding. NCBI's taxonomy places the organism in Eukaryota, Fungi, Basidiomycota, Agaricomycetes, Polyporales, Phanerochaetaceae. The coding region runs from base 92 to 2131 and encodes 679 amino acids. The record is from RefSeq and is a predicted model, not a curated record. The transcript has 14 exons.